Molecule: messenger RNA, 8343 nt
Organism: Biomphalaria glabrata
Lineage: Eukaryota; Metazoa; Mollusca; Gastropoda; Planorbidae
Product: sodium- and chloride-dependent neutral and basic amino acid transporter B(0+)-like
Exons: 16
Coding region: 2017-4053 (678 amino acids)
Biological process (GO): sodium ion transmembrane transport
Cellular component (GO): membrane
Source: RefSeq, a predicted model, not a curated record
GGGGGUGGGUAGAAAUGUUUAACCGUUGUCACCUUUAGUAAAGAAAGAAAUAUUUGAAGCAAGAUAUUUGCGAACUAUAACCCAAAGUAAAGCAUGUUAGUAAGAGAGCUCAGUUUUGGGUUGGCCUAACCGCUGAAAUAAAAUAAACAAUCAACACUAAAAAAAAAUAAAUACUUUUAAUAAAAAAAAUGUAAUUGUAUCAAUUAGUUUGGACCAGUCAUGUUAUUAAAUUUGUUAUAGAUCUAGACCAACAACACUAAAUAUGUGCUAUUUAUAGUAUUUUUACAAUUCGUUUUUGUUGAGCACUAUUUCAUGCUUUUAGCUUUCUCAAUAAUAUCUUAUCACUUUAUCUGAACCAGUUUGGAGAAUGAGGGGGUGGGGAGAAAGAUACCUAUGUGGAUUUUACCGUCAUUGUUUUUUUGUUUUUUUUUUAAAGCAUUAACAAACAAAAGAAUAAGAGAGAGGAACGACCUGAAUUCAAACACGUGGAUCACGCCUCGUCGGGCCGACGUGCUAACCACUCUGCUUAUAAGGUGCUUAUGGUGCGCAUCAAGGCACUAUUCAUCACUGGCUAUGCACGGACUGUUAAAUCGACAGUUGAUUUCCGCCCUAAGGACUAACAUUAUGUUUUUGGGCUAGAACUUGUCUCGCCCCACUACAGUUACACCAGGGAUCAUCACCAGUAGACAAGGGCAGCAAGCUGAGAAACAUUUCAGUUGCUCUGUCAGAUUUUGUCUGGAUAGGAAGGUGUCUCAGAAACAGUGGGGAAAUCGUUCCUGCAAGUGGUAGAUACUUUUGGGGGUGUAGGAAAGCAACAGUUCUUGGAACAAUCAGAGAGAAUAGAGACCGACACGGACUGUGACAUUGUGGUUGGGCCGUUGGGCUGAUAGAGGCAGUGACAGCAAACAUUCCAGGCAACAUGUGGUAGGCAAGAUGUGUCUUCAUAUCAGAAGUAAAUAAUCAUCCAUCAUCUUUCCCGAUCAACCCUCGUUGAGUUUCAUACACAUUGCUUUUGGUCAAUAUAUUUUAUACAUAUCAGACAAAUAGAGACAAGAUUCAAAAAAUUAAAAAGCAAAAUCUGAGCAGAUAGAUGUUUAGUUUGAUGGUUAUUGGCCAGACAAGCUAACAGAGAGAGAGAGAGAGCGAGAGAGAGACGGAAAGAGAGACAGGCAGAAAAGAAAAUAUUUAAAAGAUAGAAUGAAUACAGAUGGAUUAAAGAAAAUAAUAAGAAAGCGAAGAGAAAGAAAGAGACAAAAAGAUGGAUGAAAUAGAUGGACAAAAACAAGAGAAGAAUGUGGAGAGAAAACAGACACUGGCUCCCCGACAUAAAGAAAAAUGGAUCAAUCGCUUGAAAGCAAGAAAAACAGAAAAUUAAUAAAACAAAUUAUCACCACUUGAAAGAAACCAUUAAAGAAAAAAAAAGAAAAAAAACACAAUAUGACGCCCCGCCCAGGCCGCCCUUAAUAUAACUCACAGAGAGAGAAUGAAGGAGAGAGAGGCAGAAGAUCCGAGUGAGGGAGGAGACGGGGUUGAAAGUGAGUACGGCCACUUCGAUCCCGCUCCUCACCCUUACCCACCAGUGAGCUGCUCCCUCUCUUCGCAUCCAAAGACCCGCCACUGGCGUGAGCAUUAUUUUGUUUCGUCUCCGAGUGUUGGUGUGAGUCUCCCAAGAUUGGCGUCACACAUUUCACCCAGAUCUCCCACUCCAGACGGUAAUAGGAACUAAUGAUCAGGUCAGUCAUUGUGUAGGCUUUCAUUAACUCGCAGACCCGCCAUCGUUCACCUAACGACGUUUGGAAGUUGGCACAGGGAAGACAAGGACAAUUAUACAGGGGGAAAAAAAAGGAAAAAAAAGUUAUUCAAAAGUUUUGGAAUCUCAAUGUAAACUUUGAUGUGCCAUCCAUUGUAUUGGUCAGAGAAUAGUUUGUUAAAGUGACUUCAAUUGAAGUGCAAGUGUACUUACAAUCAUUGGCUGAACUCACUGAACGCAUUGGAUAAAUAUUCUACAAUAUAAACAUGUCCGAUUCUGUGGAUUUGAACCCCUGCCCUUCCAAAUGGAGCUUGCUACAGCUAGGUGCAAUUUGCGCAUUUACCAGCCUCGGAUACAGUGGCUUUACUUCACUACCUUUCUACGUCUAUAAGCAUUCAGGAUUAUUUGCGAUCAGUUACUACGUUCUACUGGUGCUGAUCUGUACCCCACUGUGUUACGUCCAACUGAAGCUAGGGGCGCUGUACAAGAGAGCAAUUGUGGGCAUUUUCUCACAAAUAUUACCUCUUUACAAAGGUUUCGCCGCAGCUCUGCUGAUCAUGACGUACUUCCGGUCCAUCACCCAUGCGCUGGAGAUUAGCUAUGGGGUGUACUACAUGUUCGCAUCCUGCAUGCGGCCCUUUCCAUGGGCGCUACAGCAGGAAGUCAACAUGUCAUCUCAUGAAGCGAAAAUAACCAUCUUUGACAACAUUAAAACAACGCCAGAAGAUAGUUAUUUCAUCAAUGACUUUCUGCAACGAGCCCCCCACAUUGGCAGCUGGGGUCCUUUAGUCUGGUACCUGGUGCUGUGUGCUCUGACAGUGUGGAUUCUUGUGUAUCUCGUCAUUUUGAAAGGUUCUCGAGGUUUUGCAAAGGUGAUGAUUAUCAUAGCGCCAGUUACUGCAGUACUCAUUGUAAUAAUCACCAUCUAUGGCUACGCCGCUGUACCCGACCACCAGAUCUCGCUCAAAAGAUUCCUUUUCACGGACUUGAAAAAAUUCAGUGUUCCGGAAUCACAGAGUACUGUCGGUUAUUUUAUGAGCUUUUCAGAGUUUUGGUUGGAUGCUGUGGAUCUGCAUGUUUAUGGUCUUGGACUCUGGGCAGGAACUCUUCCAUUCUUGGGGACACAUAUUGCCUGUAACAAGAAAAGUGUCACUCGGACCUGGGCUAUUUUGACCGCCUGCUACAUCUUCUCACCAGUCAUCAUUCUGAUCAUGAUUAUGCCCUUCAUUGAUCCAAGAUAUCCUCGAGGCAUCUUAAGUUCUGAAGUAGGAGUCAAGCCAGGUUUGAGCUAUCUGUUUGUAUCCAUACCUCACACAUUUCACAAGUACGCCCUCUCGCCCUUCAUGCUGUUCUUACUGUACGCAACAUACAUCUUGCUCAACAUUCAACAUUUGAGUCUUCAUAUUUUGAUGAUCUGGGAAAAUGUCUGGCCAAGUCUUCCAAAAGUUGUAAUGGCGUUUUUCAAGAAAACUCCAAUCCUGCUUGCUGCUUUCUGUUUUGUUUCGUUCCUGCUCACGUCUCCGUAUUUGUCUCAAUGUGGUCUAUAUUUAUACCAGAUCGUCUGCUUCUAUGUUGACCGCCUUCUGUUUGCUAUGGUCAUCUUCAGUAUGGUACCUUUUAUUAUUGGCUUCAUUCGUCAGGAAACACUACGAAUGCCAAUUGACCGAAUCUUCAUGGGGAUAUGGUAUGGUGCCGCGUCACUGGUGGCAGCGUGCUUUCUGAUCUACAACUUCAUUGUCUUUGUGUACCCUGAAUCAGUUGUGAGCUAUGAACAAAGAUGGGCAGAGAACUUGGGUUGGUGCAUCAGUGUGUCUCCUUGUUUGCUGGGUGUCUUGCUCGGGGCCGUACACACCAUCUUUACAAUGUCUGGGUCCCUGAAGGAACGCCUGGUGCAGUCAGUGAAACUUGGCUCUCCUCCAAUCAGCGACUUGCCUGAUGACUGUCUUUCUGUCGACACUGGGGACACGGAUCUCAAAACCCCCUGCUCCUCUCGACACAACACGCCCAUGACUCAAGCCCGAGCUCCCCUGCUCAAGCACCACAGCAACACCCUUGCAGAGAAGCACAGCCAAAUCAACACUGCUCACACUCUUUUCCCGCCCAAACUUGGUCAGCUCGCGCUCGCCCCGAACGUGGACCAGGGCGACCCUUCAAGCUGCAUCAACAGCCCUACGGCAGGGAGAGAACCCUUCACUCAAGACUCGGUCCCAUUCGGUUAUGGGACUUUGCAAGCUGCCAAAUCCAAAGCCACUGUAGAGGUUGUGAUCAAAUCAACUAGUGAUGGAAAUAUUGCAAGGUUGUGAGACUAUUCUUCGCCUGAAGAUCAACAAACCUCAAUAUCAAAAACACAUUGCUCAUAGGACAUUGUUCAGAACUUACACUAUUAUAAUGUAUCUUGUGGUUUGACUUUGUAGUCCCUUCUUGUGUAAGUUAGGUGUAAAUGAUGCAGAGACCAAGAGUUGGAACUUCAUAACGUUUUCCAUUCCAUUCCAUCUUUUUUUUUUAUUUGUGUUUUUUAAGUGCGUUGUUUGGAGUCACUUGACCUCUUAGACCCUUUCCCCCCUUUCCUUUGGGUUGAACGGGGGCGCACUCGGCAUGUUCAUAAACAUAGUAUGGUGAGGAUGCGAUGAAUCGUUUUAAAUUUAAAGUGUGCAAAUGUUUGAGUCACGUGAACUUUGAUUUGAGGUAAGGGAGAUCAACUUUAGUUUUUUGAAGUAUAUAUAUAUAUUUAUUGUGCAUAUGUCCGAAUUUAACAAGCACCAAGAGAUUGUCAAUGCAGAUUUUAAAUUCAUGUUCAUUUUGUGAUAUUGAAGGACUCUGGUACGCUCUAGGACUGUUUCUUUUUUAUUUACCUGUGAUCUUUGCUUGAUAUUAACUCUUUGUCUAUGUGUGGAAGGAAUUAACUCUGUAUGUAUAUCUGGGAGGAAUUAAACUUUUUUCGUUUUGUAUUUUAUAUAUAUUUAUAAAUAUUGAGAAUGCGAGUUAAUUUGUAUUCAAAAUUGAAACUAUGGGUAGAAAAAAUAUAACCGCAUUUAUGGCUAUCAGAUUGUGUAAGGGUUGAAGCUAUACAAUUUUAAUAAAAGCUUAUAUCAACUCACUGUCAAGUACAAAUGUGUACAUGUUAUUUCUCACAUACCCAAUCUCGGAUCUAGCUCAAAUUUUGCACAAUUGUUUCUUUUACCUGACAAAACAGGAAUCAAUUUAAAAAAACAUUUAACUAUUGGUAAUUAAUUACUUUGGUAUCUCGAACAAAGAAAGAAAUUGUACUUGACUGUUGUGGUGGUAUAAGUUGAAUUAGUUCCCUUUAUAGUUUGUAGAGAGAAAAGUUUGAAACUAACAAAGGAUAACUAUAAAAGUUUCAAUUUUCUUAAGCACUUCCCUGGCAUAGAUGUUAGUCUAUUGGUUUGAAGAUAUUUUAGCCCUCGAGUUUGAGGUGAUCACGGUAAUAUUCACACAGAUAACCCCUUUCUUCUCCAUCCCCUUUCCCAACUGGUCCAGACAAGUGAUAGGAUCAUAGCGCAGUGAGAAAGCUAAAAGCAUGAAAUUUCGCUAAACAAAAACAAUUGCUACAAAUAUUUGUAAUCGCACAAAUUUAUAAUUGUUAAUCUAUAUCUAUUACAAUUAUAAUGACAUGACUGCUCCAAACUUGUACAACUACCAAUUAAUAAUAUCGUUUGUUGUUUUGUUUUUUUAAGUUUUCUUAUUCCUUUUUCUGUUCUUUUUUGUAAGCGAUAUCAAUAGUCUGCCUAUUUUUAAUGAAGCGUUUUAAUAUGGGCUAAAAGAGAUCAUUAAGCAAAAAAAAAAAAAAAAGUUCGGGUUGGAAGACAUUGUAGCUCUAAGAUAACCAGCAAUAUUUUAGCAUAGUACCAUUACAGCUUGUUCUAGCGGUAGAUGGGACUGGCUCCAUUGUCUCAGAACGUAUCAUUGUACUCGUUCAUACUUUUAAUAUUCAAACAAUAUUAACAAAUUGUAAUGUCUUUACAUUUUUAAUUUUGUAUUUUCGUAUCCAAAGAAACUCUUGUAUUUGUGUGAAAGUGUAGGCUCCAAACUGGCAAUGUAUUGAUCAAUUUUGUUUUGAAUGUAUCUAUGGCUAAAGACGAGGACAUUUAGAACUUCAUUAUCAAUGACGACUAUUGAACCAUUGUUACAGUGAUUGGUUUUGAGUUGGUUUCUAUAUAUAUUUAUUGAUUUGUACAGACAAGGGCAUAAAAAUCUCCCACAUUUGGAGUGGGCGCCAUAUGGGCAGUACUGGCAGUGGAGAGGCAGGACAUGUUCCAUUCGGUAGGCUAGGCUAGGUGAGGAAUUGUAAAAAGGGGUCGCCGAGCUUAAAAGGUUGAGAACCGCUGUGGUAGAUUCAUUCAAAAUGUGGGAGGUCUUUAUGCCCCACUCUGUAUUUCAAUAGUGUGCUUUGUUUAAUUUCACCCAUAUUUUUUGUAAAAGUUCUUGAAGAUAUUAUCAUAUGUGCUAAAUAGUUCUUUAUUUCCAUGAUAUAACAUUUCCUAAACAAAUAUAUAAAUGAUGUGUAACUUUUCAAAAUCUUCAUCCCUUUUUCCUGUCAGUUCAGAAACUGUACAUCUUCAAGUCAUCCUGUACAUAGCCAGGGCCUCUGCAUCUCUGAGACCAGUCUCGCCAAAACGAUUCUUUCAUGCGCUCACAAUAAGCAACAAGGUUUGGAAGGUUUUCUGUGAUGAAUGAAAAAUUUCAUUAUAACAGAUUUCAUUCUGAUUUAAUAUUUUUAUGCUUGUUAUUUUUAUUUGUAAUGGAGUUACAGCCUAAUGUCAUGUGUUCAUUAGUGACAUUUUCAGAAUGCGUAGCUGACAACUGUUUCACAUUGAAUUAAAAUAUUGAAACAACUAAAGUGAGGAAAAAAAUGUGUUCAUCAAAUAAGACUUUUCUCUAGUACUCUAAAAUACCUUUAAAUUAAAACUAAAAAAAAAUAUCAAUCUAUCGUUACAAACUACCUCCAGUCUUAAGAUGUCAGUUUCAUUUUUUAAACGGGACAUUAUUUCCCCUGAUAGUAAAUUUAAGAAGUAAACAAGCAGAUGAGGUAAAGAACACUUAUUUCUGCGGCCAUAAUUUUAUGAGAUUGUCUCAAUAAAAACUUCCCCAAGAAAUGUUAGACUGCCAUAAGAGCUGUUUUGACCAGGUGACAAGGGAACAUUCCGAAAUCCUGUUAUAAAAAUGUAGUCAUCAUAAGGCGAAAUCUUAAUUCCCAUUAAAGGAAUACAAGCACUUUAGCAUUUUUAUAAAAUUACAGCCCAAAUAAUAAUAUUAGAUGCAUCACUUAUCUAAUAUAAACAUUAUUGACAAAUUAUUGGUUUGUGCAAUUUACAAGAACACAAUAAUACUAUAAGGUAAAACAAGUUAAAAAUGUCUUUAUGUUUUUUAGAUUAACUCUGGCAAGUUUACAUUGAAUGUCUUUCUAUAGAAAUAGCCGGUACUUACGGUGAAUAUAGGCUUCGUGUCUAGAGCCCUUCAUCUGCCAGACAGCCAUGGAAAGCAUGCCAAAAACCGUACAAUCUAUAUCAGAGGCCUUGUCUCCAAACAUGUAGUUUUUGUCACCUGUAAUUAUUCAAAGCGAUUUGAUCAUGUAAAUAUUCAACGAUAUUUAUAUUUACGAGAUUUUAUAGUCUUAUAUCCUACUUUCAGACAAUAACUUCCUGCAGAUAUUUAACCACCGGCGGCGCUGUAUAUUUAAAUUAGGUCAAGAAUAUCAAACUUUUCUGAGGUAAUUGGGAUUUAAAUAUGAGAAACAGUUUAGAGUUGUUUAAUGAUUUUUACAAUUACUUUUACAAGAAAAAAAAUGACAUGUAUUUGACAUUUGUGUCAUAGAUUAAUGGAAAAUAGAUCGAUUUCAAAACAUUUCUUGCAUGGUAUAACUGAUAAGAAUAUUUUAAGCUUUCGUGUAUUUCCCUUAGGCCAACACAUUUCAAAUAAAGUUGCUUAAAUGCUCACUUCAAUAUCCAUAUCAAAAUAAACCAACCCAAAAAUUCAGAGAGAGCCGUUAGGUCUCCCUUUCCAAUGCUCCAAAUCUCAGUGUCCGAGUGACGUCCUAUUCCGUGGCCAUGAAGUUCCUUUUUCACAAGUCUUCCUACCAGGUUCUUGAAUACAAAUAUUUUAGGUCGACUAAAAAUGUCCUUGAGAAGUAGGUCAAGACUUUUUGGAUUCUUCACAAAUGUUUCAUAGCACAUAGUCCUGUAAAGAUAGAAAUUAAUCAGAACCUGAAAGAUAGAUUGUUUUAAUUUCUUACAUAUCAAUAUAAUAUAUUGAAUAGGAUUUGCUUUUUAUUUUCUAAUUUAUUGAAGGAUGGUAUAUUGAAAUUAAUGAUACAGAUAAAAAUCAAUUCUAGGAUUAAAGUUUUCAAAAUAUAAACUGUCAACAUAUAUAUAUAUAUAUAUAUAUACGUAUUUUAAAACACUUUCUAAAGAAAAUAAUUUCAGAAGCGAAUUGUGUAUUCAUUUUCAAGAAUGCGUCUUUUAAACAACAUUUGUUUUCCCGACGUCAUGAGUCAUUCUAGCUGUUUUACUAAUAAUUUUUUUUUUUAUUGUUUUAUUGCUGAAAACUAAUAAACAUUUGUUUUUGUUUUUCAUUUA